Molecule: messenger RNA, 2014 nt
Organism: Periophthalmus magnuspinnatus
Lineage: Eukaryota; Metazoa; Chordata; Actinopteri; Gobiiformes; Gobiidae
Gene: plcxd3
Product: phosphatidylinositol-specific phospholipase C, X domain containing 3
Exons: 6
Coding region: 175-1143 (322 amino acids)
Biological process (GO): lipid metabolic process
Cellular component (GO): synapse
Molecular function (GO): phosphoric diester hydrolase activity
Source: RefSeq, a predicted model, not a curated record
GGACUGGCUGUCGGUGGCUUGUGUGUGUGCUCGUGUGUGUGUGUAUGUGUGUGUUUGUGUGUGAGAGAGAGCGAGGCAGAGCGCGCGCACUGGGGCUGGCGCAUGCAGGCAGUGUCCGGGUACAGAUCGAGUUGAAGGAGGGGAGGCAUCCGAGCAGACACCGACGGCGGCAGCAUGGCUUCGUCUCACGGGAGAGUGGACCAGCGCUUCGUGGACUGGAUGGCAAGUUUACCGGCGAGCAUGCACACCAUCCCGCUCACCAACCUGGCUAUACCUGGUUCCCAUGACUCCUUCAGUUUCUACAUCGAUGAGGCUUCUCCGGUCGGCCCCGAGCAGCCGGAGACAGUGCAGAACUUCGUCUCCGUGUUUGGGACCGUCGCCAAGAAGCUAAUGAGGAAGUGGUUAGCGACGCAGACCAUGAACUUCACCAGCCAAUUAGAAUCCGGCAUUCGCUUCUUUGACCUGCGCAUCUCCACCAAACCCCGCGACCCCGACAACGAGCUGUACUUCGCCCACGGACUCUUCAGCGCCACAGUGAGAGAAGGCUUGGAGCAGAUCAGUAGCUUCUUGUCGGCUCACGCUCGAGAGGUGGUGUUUCUGGACUUCAACCACUUCUACGGCGUUCAGAACCACCACCAUGAGAAGCUGGUGGCCAUGCUGAAGGAGGUGUUUGGAGACAAGCUGUGCCCCGUCGUCUUCGCCCAAGAGGUGACCCUGCAGUACCUGUGGGAGAAGGAGUACCAGGUCCUCGUGUUCUACCACCACCCCAUGGCUCUGGAGGUGCCGUUCCUGUGGCCGGGGCAGAUGAUGCCGUCUCCCUGGGCCAACACCACUGACCCGGAGAAGCUGGUGCAGUUCCUCCAGGCCUCGCUCACGGGACGCAGAAAGAAGGGGUCGUUCUUUGUGUCUCAGGUGGUCCUCACUCCAAAGGCCAGCACAGUGAUGAAGGGCGUGGCCAGCGGGCUCCGGGAGACCAUCACAGAGAGGGCCUUACCAGGGAUGAUGCAGUGGAUCCGGUCACAGCGUCCAGGCGAGAGCGGCAUAAACAUCAUCACUGCCGACUUUGUGGAGCUUGGCGAGUUCAUCAGUGCCGUCAUCACCCUCAACUACCACCUGGACGAGGAGGACGAGGACGCCACCUGAGGGCGGGCUCCGAGGGGGGGCGCACCGGGGCUGUUACUGCCGCGAUGGCGUCUGGGGGCGGGUCUCUCGCUCUUUUCUCGUUGGCAUUUCUUUAUAACAGGGGCGCUAACAGGGCUUCUCUCUAUUUAUUUAGGGCUAUUGAGCAAAGCGUUGGCACUUGAGGAGGUUUGAAAUGCAAGGUUUGGCAGAUUAUGAAGAGAAUGAGGUUUUGGAUCCAAAUAUAAUUCCAUUUUGUUUACUUUGUGUGUUGUAAAAAUAUCCGCUUUUUUGAGUAGUGGGUCACACUCCAUGACUGCCUCAGAGCGUCUUAGCUAUGUGCUAAAUGUGUUCUGUUCUGAGCUCAGUACUGCUUGAUAUUAUGUGACCGUGUUUUCUAUCCAAAGUUGUUUUGUAACUUGAACCAUUCUAAGUGUUUGUAUGUUGUUGUGUUAGUUUCAGUACAAAAAGUCAGAUUUUUCAACCCUCUUUCAUCACUGACCACAUCAUGAAGUGAUAGUGAACAGUUGAGGUUUCUUCUUGGGCCAGUAAGUCCCUGUCCAUUUUUUUAUAUAUAUAUAUUUUGAGUUCUUCUUCCUGUAAUGCACUUGUCACCUUGUUCCCCAAUAACACAAACAUAACACAAACAUAUGUCAGCCAUCUUAAGGCAUAUAGGAGGAUUAUACUGUAGAUAGAACAGCACAUUGUGAAUCUCACAGUAGUUUUAAGUGUUCAAAUGAGGCUCUUGUCCAAACAGAGUCAUAAUUAGGUAAUGAUGGGCCGUGUGAUCCAUUGUACUGUUGAAGUACCACACCAAACACAUGAGAAAUUUUGAUGUUAUGCAACUCAUUGUAUGUGGUACCAAUGUUAUAAUAAAAUGUAUCUUGGUUUCAUU